Messenger RNA from Mytilus trossulus (common blue mussel), 3479 nucleotides. RefSeq names its product glucose-fructose oxidoreductase domain-containing protein 1-like. Bases 203 to 1390 code for a protein of 395 amino acids. Lineage: Eukaryota; Metazoa; Mollusca; Bivalvia; Mytilida; Mytilidae. The record is from RefSeq and is a predicted model, not a curated record. The transcript has a single exon. Gene Ontology annotation, molecular function: nucleotide binding.
UGUCAAACGCAUAUCGAAGCUUAAUAAUAACUUUGAAUGGAUAUUUUGAACGGAUUUCCUGCAAUUUAGCACUACAGAAUUCUGAUGUUUCCUGUUAUUUAAAACUUAUUUAGUCAAAUAGAAAGAAAAGUAUGAUGAAUAAACAUAAUUCAAGCAAAGUUUAAGUUUCCAUCUCAGUCGUUAGACAUUCAUUAAACCAGACAUGAGGAAAAUGCUCCCAGGUAUAGGCGUCAUUGGAACUCCAGCAUCUGUCCGUUCGUAUGUCCCUCUUCUCAAAUCGUGUGGCUUUCAAGUAGUGGCAUUAUGGGGCAGAACUAAAGAAGAAGCCACUGGACUAUCUGCCGAACUUGAAAUUCCUUUUUGUGCAGUCAAAGUUGAUGAAAUUCUUCUAAACAGAAAUGUUGAUGUAGUGGUAAUAAGCUGUCCUCCUCAUCUCCAGUCAGCAAUUACAAUCAAAGCCUUAGGAAUAGGAAAGCAUGUUUUGUGUGGUACACCUGCAGGACCUAGUCAACUAGAUGCAUUAAAAAUGGUCAAUGCAGCCAAAUAUUAUCCAAAGCUAAUGUCUCUUGUAGUCUUAGGAUUGCGAUUCUUACCUACGAUCGCUAAACUGAAACAGUAUAUAGACAAAGAUUACAUAGGGGACAUAUCCAUUUGUGAAAUUCGUAUUCAUUAUGAAAAGAAACCAAAAGAACAUUUUGAUUGGAUGUGUGAUGAAACCAUGGGAGGAGGUGUUCUGAACACUAUUGGAAGUAAUAUCAUCGAUUUAAUAACACACCUUACGGGUCAGAAAGCUGUCAGAGUACAUGGUAUGCUGAAAACUUACACAAAGCAAACUGACAAGAUUAAAGGGAUCCGGGAAAUCACCAGUGAUGAUUUCUGUUCUGCGCAACUAGAGUUGGAAAAUGGAUCUUGUGCUACUUUAACAAUUAAUAGUCACAUCCAUGGGCCUUUUAACCAGGAAAUAAUGCUAGUAGGAAGCAAAGGUAGACUAACAAUCAGAGGAGCAGAUCUCUAUGGCCAGAAAAAUGACUCUUUGAAGGAGGAACUUCUGCAUUUUGAUCCAGUUAAUUUCAAGGAGGAACAACGUUAUGGCGUAUCAGACAAAACUAGAGCUGAAAUCCCAACACCAUAUUUAAAAGGAAUCAUCAGAUUAAUUGAGUCUGUCAAGGAUGCCUUUGAAAAAGAAGAGGAAAGACAAAGCUAUUGCCAAGACCCUGUUAAAGUUGCUGCUAACUUUGAAGAUUCUUUAUAUGUUCAAACAGUGGUUGAUGCAAUAAGAAAGUCAAACAAAUCAAAAGAGUGGAUCAAAAUUGACAUAAUGAAAGAAGAGCCUGAUCCAAAUCCAUUUUUAUCUACAACAAUAAGAAAGAGCACCUUAACAUUACAUUAACAUACAUGUACAUGGCAUGUGUAAACAUAGAAAAACUGUGGUAACUGUUUAGUGUAGAUUGAGUUCUGAUUGCAAAAUGUUCAAAGAAAACAUUACAAUUGAUUUGGUGUUUUCUUUUGAAGUUGAAAGUUGAGUAAACACAUGCAGUCCCACAAACUCUUUUCAUAAAUUUGCAAUCAUAACAGUUUACAAUUACAUAUAUUAUUUUGUAUGCACACUUGUGUCCUACAAUGUAAUUUUAAUGAAUGAUAUUAUGAAGUGUUACUUCAACUUACUUGUAUAUGUAUCAAUCAUCACAAAAAUCAUCUUAUAAACUGAUAAAUACUAAUGUACAUUAUGAUGAUGAUGAUAAAUAAUUGAUUCUACAUGUAUGUUCUAUUUAUCUACAAUGGAUAAAAAAAUAAUACGAAAAAGUGAAAAUACCUAUAAAUGUAUAUGCCAAAAUAAUGCCAUAUUAAGUCCUGUGCAUUGAGUCAUUUUUGUUUCAAAUCUAGAAUUUAUAUGCUUAAUCAUUAAUGGAAAACUGUUCUGGGAAGUGAAAAAAUGUAGAUAAUGUUCUCUAUGAGAUCCAGGAUGGGGAGGGGUCUGUCAAUUCUGUAUUUGUUAAGUAUGUGGGCCAUUUUAUUCAUUAUAGAUUUUGCCCAAUUUUUUUCUUCUUUUUUUAAUUUAGAUCCCAUUCCUUCAUGGUCUUUUUUGCCUAUUAUUUUUUUUCUUAAUUUUUUGGCUCACCUUUUCUUGCAGUAUUAAACCCAUUAUUCUUUAUUCUGUGAACAAUUCAUAUCCUCUUCUAUGGUUAAGGUUUUUCAAUUAAGGGCAUGUAGGGGACCAUCUGUCUAAAUCAUAUAAACAUUCCCAAAUAAGUGUAAUGCGAUGUUGCAUACAUCGACAUGAACAAGAAAGGUUUUGGUCAAUAUUUUUCUAAGACAUAUAAAUUAUUGUUUUAAUGAUGCUGUAGAGUUAUACUAUUAUAUACAUAUUGGGACCAUUGGAAAUAUAUUGAUCAUUUGUUGAAUCAUUCUAGAUUUUCUGACUAAGUAUAUAUUGUUUUUAUCAAACAAGGAAUAAUAGUUUUAGCUAUGGGAAAUCUUAAGUUUAGAAAUCUGUUGUAUUUUCUUUUACAGUAUGGACUGAAGUUUUAAGUAUAUUAACUUUUUUCCUCACUUGUCAAUAAAAAAAGAGAUUGAGGAUUGAAGAAUUAAAAAAUGAUUUAAUAAGAACACACUGGUAUUCUUGUCUAUAAUCAUUUAUGUCAACAGUCAUGACAUUCUGAAAUUAGAAAAUGUUUUCUAGGAUCAUUGGUCAUAUGUUUGAAUUCUAUGUAAUAUGUGAACUCUACAUCUCUAGAUGUCAUUUAUAUUCCUCAUAUAUAUAUAUAUAUAUCUUAAUUGGUGGUUGCAGUCUCAUUGACAUUUAUUCUCGAUGAGUUUGCAGAGUAUCAUAUGAAAUUGGCAAGUAUAGGAUUAUUAUGUACAUUAAUCAAAGAGAGCAGUUUAUCAUAACAAUUAUUAACUACCAUAUCAGAAAUAUUUGAUUUUUGUCUUUGAAUACACAUGUAGAAUGACGUUUCAAUAUGUAUAUUAAUUGUUAGUUUAUUUAUUAUAUUUGUUAUCCUUUUUUUAAUAGUUUAUUUAUUGAUGUAGAUCUGAAUAACAAAGGUAUACUCAUGACAGUAAAUAUGGCAGAAUCAUUUUACACAUCUCCACAUCCUCGCACAUCUGUUUGUGUGUCAUUAUAUUAUAAAUUAUUUAAGACAAAUGGAAAAUACAUAGAGUUAUCUCCCUUUGAAAAGUAGAACAGUUAUUUUGAAAAGCCUUCAGAGAUGGAUUAUUAUAGGUAUUUUUUUUGGUAUCAAUUUGUUACAUAUCUCACAUUAUUAGGUCAUUGGAAAAAUAUUUUGUUCUUUUUACACUGAAAAUAGAUUUACUUAAAUUCCAGUAUCUUUAAAUCUUAUAAGCUUAUAUAUACAUUUUGUAUAUGUAUUUUGUGGACAAACUAGUCUAUACUUGGUAUUUUUAAAUGUAAGACUGCAGUGGCAAAUCCAGAAAUUUUACAGGGGGCCUUUUCUAGUCAUGCUUCAGUGUUUUUUUUU